Messenger RNA from Hippocampus comes (tiger tail seahorse), 3669 nucleotides. RefSeq names its product ST18 C2H2C-type zinc finger transcription factor (gene st18). Gene Ontology annotation, biological process: regulation of transcription by RNA polymerase II. Gene Ontology annotation, cellular component: nucleus. NCBI's taxonomy places the organism in Eukaryota, Metazoa, Chordata, Actinopteri, Syngnathiformes, Syngnathidae. Bases 117 to 3374 code for a protein of 1085 amino acids. The record is from RefSeq and is a predicted model, not a curated record. Gene Ontology annotation, molecular function: DNA-binding transcription factor activity, RNA polymerase II-specific; zinc ion binding; RNA polymerase II cis-regulatory region sequence-specific DNA binding. The transcript has 23 exons.
GAGGGCGGCUGUUGAUGUGCAAAUGUGCAUCAUGUUGAAGGGCUGUGAAUGGGGAGGUGUGACGUAAAAAGAGACCCGAGCGCAGGUGCUUAUCUCGAGGCUGUCAAAGACACAGUAUGUCAUAUUCCCGGGGACUACCUUUCAAAGCCACCGCACCGGCGCCAGCUACCAUCAACAGCACCAGCAGCAGCAUCGCUGGGAGGAAAUCAAACUUUUGGGGAUCGCAGCACUUAGGGAAUGAAGCCCACGAACAGCUCCUGAGAGACAAGACGAGUGUCGAUAAGGCCCAAGAGUGUGGAGCUGGCAUCUUUCCCAACACAGCACCCUCCAAACAACAAUCAAAGAUGGAUUCUGAAGGCGAGGAGCAGAGCGUGAAAAUCUGCGGCGCAGAUCUGACCAGUCAAGACUUUAUUGGUGAGACAAACAGCCAGUAUGGGUCAUCGGUUCGUAAGCGGAGCGCUCAGGACGGGGUGCAGGGCGCCCCCAUCAACAAGCGGAAGUCCCUGCUGAUGAAGCCGCGCCACUACAGCCCCAGCGAGGCCUGCGAUGAGGAGAGCGAGGACCCAGCGCCGCGGCGGCACAAAGAAGCGGCGAGGAGCGCCGACACUCCAGCAGAUGGAAACUUGAGUCCAAUCAAUGGCGCGCCGGACAGAAAUGGCCGCUCCAACGAUUCACUGGGGUGGUCGGAGGUGACGCCUGAGGGUUCGCCGCAGCGCGAGGUCAGCACGCCAGAAAUGUACGACGACGAUGAAGAAGAAGCAGAGGACGACCAAAGUCAGGACAGGCUAAGCGGGUCGUCAUCCCCGCAGAGCCCAAGGGAGCUUCGGUGGGCCCUCUCCGCAAAAACGAACGGCUUGAGCCCCUCCGGAAUCUGUGACGACCCUUCACCCCUGAAGGAAGAACCUCAACCGGACCUGAGCUCAGGCCUUUUCCAGAGAUACAGGCCGGAGGAGGUGGAGGAGGAGCGAGACAGCGACAUGGAGGUGGAGAGACCCCCGCGGCUGGAGGGCUGGGCGCUGGACCACCUCCACCAGAGAGGCCUGGAAGUGGGCCACGGCAGAGUCAAUCUAAGCCUGUUGGAGCAGGCCAUUGCCCUGCAGACGGAACAGAGGCAGGUCCUGCAUCAUGCCUACCGCGAGAUGGACCGCUUCCUCAUGGAGCAGAUGACCAAUGAGAGGCGGCAUCAGCGCAUGAUGGACAUGGACAACAGGAUCAGCUGCCAUUCAGGCAAAGACUCUCCGCGGACAGACAAGCGGGACAUCAGGUGUCCCACGCCGGGCUGCGACGGCACGGGUCACGUCACCGGACUGUACCCCCAUCACAGAAGUUUGUCCGGGUGUCCUCAUAAAGUGCGAGUUCCUCCAGAGAUCUUGGCCAUGCACGAGAAUGUCCUAAAGUGUCCCACUCCCGGCUGCACGGGAAGAGGCCAUGUCAACAGCAACCGCAGCACCCACCGGAGUCUGUCGGGCUGCCCCAUCGCCGCUGCGGUGAAAAUCUCCAAACCUCAGGACGAGAGCCUGAAAAACAGACAAACGCCCGAUUGCUCGCCGAGGGUCGUGGGACUGGUCAAGAAGUUCGACCUGAGCCAGCUGAAUUACCGCCUGGCUCAUCCGAUGGCCGCCCUGCAGAGCAGUCUGGCCAAGGACAUGGACAAGUACAGCAGGAUCCGCUUUGACUACGCCAGCUUCGACGCGCAGGUCUUCGGAAAGCAGCCGCUCAAUGGCGUCAGCCACGACGUGGAAGUCUCACGCUAUCCCGACUCACCUCAGCAGUAUCAUCCUGGCUUCCUGGCGGCUCCAGGCGGCCGCUUGCCGACCUCCGGCCGGCACAGCCCACCACCUAGUCACUUUAAGCAAGAAGACGGCGGCCCCCCAAGCGCCGCCACAGCUGCCAUCCUCAACCUCUCCACUCGCUACCGGGAGAGCGGCGAGACGGCGGCCAUGCGGCCCCUGGCAACCUCAACAAAGGAUGCUGGCCACGUCUGUUCAAAUCGGCUACAUCCUUCAUUCAACCGAUCACUUAAUUCGCCCUCUGAAAUUAAGGACAUGCAUAUAGAGGUGGAUGAAAACGGCACCUUAGACCUGAGCAUGAAGAAAAGUAAGGAAAGCGUCCAUUCCAAAGCGCCUUCGGACGACCAAGUGCUCUCGGAGCAGGCGGCGGCCAAAGGCUGUGGCGGCGUGCUGAUAAGCCCCGCCUUCUACCGUCAGCUGUGCGACAGGGACAGCUGGGACAGCCCCGUUCCCGUCGACUUUGGUCAAGCUCACGUCUUACAUGAGAAUGAGCAGGAGGAGUUUGAUCAAGUCAGCAUGGAGGAGCAGCACUACCAAGGCGAGGCGGGCAUGAUGAAGGCCAAGAUGCUCCUACAGAGAGAGUCCAAGAAAGAGCUUCUGAGCUGUCCGACCCCGGGCUGUGACGGCAGCGGCCACGUGACGGGGAAUUAUGCAUCGCAUCGGAGCGUGUCUGGAUGUCCCCUGGCUGACAAGACACUCAAGUCGCUGAUGGCAGCCAACUCUCAGGAACUCAAGUGCCCGACACCUGGUUGUGAUGGAUCGGGACACGUGACGGGGAACUACGCGUCGCACAGAAGCCUGUCAGGGUGUCCACGUGCCAGAAAAGGAGGUUUAAAGCUCACCCCAAGCAAGGAGGACAAAGAUGAGCAAGAGCUUAAGUGUCCGGUUUUUGGCUGCGAGGGGCAGGGCCACAUAUCGGGCAAGUACACGUCUCAUCGCAGCGCCAGCAGUUGUCCGCUGGCCGCUAGGAGACAGAAGGAGGCCUCCUCCCUCAACGGGCUGCCCUUCGCCUGGAAGAGCAACAAGCAGGAGUUGCCUCACUGCCCUCUGCCCGGCUGCAACGGCCUCGGUCACGCCAACAAUGUGUUUGCCACGCACAGAAGCUUGUCAGGAUGUCCGCUGAAUGCGCAAAGUAUCAAGAAAAAGCACUCGGAAGAGGAGAUGAUGACCAUCAAACUGAAGGCCAGCAGCGGCAUUGAAAGCAAAGAGGACGGUCAACAUUUGGAGCAGGACAUUGAGCAACUGAAUGAAUCCAACAUGCAAAUGGAGGCGGACAUGAAGCAGCUGCAGACGCAGCAGAUCUCGUCGAUGGAGUGCAACCUGAAGAGCAUCGAAGAGGAGAACAAGAUGAUGGAGCAGCACAACGACGGCCUACUCAAGGAGUUGGCUCGCCUCAGCCAAGCGCUCAUCAGCAGCCUCACCGACAUCCAGCUGCCUCAAAUGGGGCCCAUCAGCGAGCACAACUUCGAAGCCUACGUGAACACGCUGACGGACAUGUACAACAAGUCGCAGCGCGAGUAUUCGCCCGAGUGCAAGGCCCUGCUGGAUAACAUCAAGAAGGCCAUCAAAGGUAUCCACGUUUGAGCUUUGCCGACCGGGCGCACGUGCGACACGUCAAUGUCAAAGGCCGCUUUGAGAGACGGCCACGUUUGUACUGCUUUUCACUUUGGUUCCUUUGAUCCUGCUGAGAUUUCCACUUCUCUUGCACUUCGUUUUCUUUUGAUGACAGCUAUUUAUGAUGAUGAUUCUUAUUAUCCAUGAUUAUCGAUAUCCUAUUUGUCCAUCGCUGUAUUUAUUAUUAUGAGCAUUAUUAUCAUUUGACUCAUGUGUAUUUAUUUCUAGAGAUGUAAAUGAUUGAGAAUCUCCCCUCCACCCCCCC